Messenger RNA from Corticium candelabrum, 1333 nucleotides. RefSeq lists its product as uncharacterized. The transcript has 8 exons. The coding region runs from base 1 to 1209 and encodes 402 amino acids. NCBI's taxonomy places the organism in Eukaryota, Metazoa, Porifera, Homoscleromorpha, Homosclerophorida, Plakinidae. The record is from RefSeq and is a predicted model, not a curated record.
AUGGUCUACUUCCCGCUAUAUAGAUUAUAUAUUUCUUACUGUUUAAUAGUAAUAAAAUCUAAUUUUCGCACAUAUGCAGCUCUCCCUAAAAUCUCAAAAUCAUCAACAAUUCAUCUGGGAAAAUUAGACUCUAAGGUAGAGGCUUGUUUCAAUGUUACCGGAAUUCCUAAGCCUUUGCUGAAAAUUUCUAAUCAAGACAACAACAUCGUUACGACUUCUGCUAAUAGAAAAGAAAAGUACUGCGUCUUCUUCGAUCUUCAAGAAGUCAAUGCCGAAAACAUUACUGUGACAGCAGAAAACUGUUUUGGAAAUUUAUCUAUUACCAUAGAUAUACCAAAGUUUCAAAACAUUACAGACGCUCUAAAUACUGAAACAUCCAAAUCAUACAAUCCAACUGUUAGUACUUCAACUGACCCCAGUACUCGUAAAUCGUCGUCACAAUCAACUGCUGUUUCUCCACACUUUACCGGUGCAUCGACAAAAAGCACUGCAGAAGACAAAGGCAAUAAGACUACAACAGGGUUUCCAACUUGGGCAUAUGCAAUUAUUUCCAUUCUUAUCAUUGCAACGCUAAUACUGUUUGCCAUUUUUAUCAUAAUCUAUGUUAGAAAAAGACGACAAUCAAAAGCAGCUAGCCAAGAACCAAAGGACGAUGUCUUGGUGGAAUCAGAACCAACUGUACAUGCAAUGUCAAUGAAACAGAGAGCUGUGGUAUCACCCUUCAUUAAUGAGUCUGCAACUGUGACAGCAGAUGAGCAGCUAUCGGUGGUCCUAGGAAACAAGCAUACCUUGGACUCUUCGCCAACCGACAAAACAGAAUGUCCUCUUUACUCGAAUGUAUCUGAAGCUGAGACCAGCGCGGCCUCUCGGGGCGUCAAGCCUGAUGAGCCUGAUUCACUUGCCGAGACAGAUGGACAAGCAACGUAUGCCACACCAUAUACGAAGACUACAAAGGCAAAUUCACAUCUCGAAGCCGAGGAUGACAAUACGUUAACAGUUACGCAUAAACCGAGCGAAGGAGUCUACGACGUGCUAGCUCCUAACAAUACUCAUUCAACUGCUUGUUCUCCAAAUACCAACCACCACGACGGCGCAGCAGUGUCGUCGAGUUUGGAGUAUGCUGAGUUGCAGUUCGGAAACAACCCGGUGGGCCCUGUAAAUCCGUCUUCUGUUACUGUCACGUAUGCUAGCAUAAACACUGAUCUGUGAAAGUUGGCCUUGGAUAAGACAUUUGGCUAGCUAGACUUUUGAGACUGUUCUUACACAAUUAUGCAAAAUUUGCGUAAUUUUGAAAAGUAAGAAAAUACAGUUUGUUGCGAAGGGCUAAACUCUA